AUGCUUAUAGUGUUACUGAUUUUAGCGCCAAUUCUUUUCAUACUUUAUUAUGAAAUGAAAUAUAAAAAAAUUCGUAAACAAAUUAAACAUACGCCGGGGCCACCAAUUCUACCAAUGCUGGGAAAUGCACAUCAAGUUGGAAAAUCACCAAACGAUAUACUUCACUCUUUCUUCAAUUGGUUUUAUCAAUAUGGAAAUUUUAGCCUAUGGAUAGGCUAUCUGCUCAAUUAUGUGGUGACCGAUAUAAAAGAUAUGGAGUUCGUCCUAACCAGUCAAAAUUUGUUAGCGAAAUCGCAAAUCUAUGAUGUCCUGCAUCCCUGGUUGGGUGAUGGUCUCUUGACAAGUCAUGGCAAAAAAUGGCAUACACAUCGUAAAAUGAUAACUCCUUCAUUUCAUUUUAAAAUAUUACAAGAUUUCCAUGGCGUUAUGAGUGAAAAAUCCACAAAAUUCAUGGAGAAGUUGAGAGAAGUCUCAAAAGGUGAAGCAAUAUUCGAUAUACAAAAGGAAAUACAUUAUUUGGUUCUGGAUAUUAUUUGUGAUACUGCCAUGGGUGUUUCCAUCAACGCUAUGGAGAAUCCUCAAUCGGAAUUUGUUUCCGCCAUGGACUUUUUAUGUUCGAAUGCCUGCUUGCGAAUGUUUCAUCCAUUGAAGAUUAAAUUGUUUACCUACAAAUUCUAUCCGGAAUACAAAACUUACUGUAAGAAUCUAAAUACGGUAAAAGAUUUCCUUUACAAUGUUAUUGACAAACGAAUAGAACUUCGCCAGCAAGAGGAACGGAACGGUAGUCUAAAAAAAUCAGAAGAUGAAUUCGCUAAACGUAAAUUUGCAUUUUUGGACAAUCUGUUAUCCACUACAAUUGAUGGCCGGCCCUUGACUAGAGAAGAGCUAUACGAAGAAGUGGCCACAUUUAUGUUUACGGGUCAGGAGACUAUAAGUGCUGCUUUAUCCUUUGCCUCCUUUCUACUUUCGCGUCAUAAGGAUAUUCAAAAGAAGGUGUUGGAAGAACAAGAGCUUGUAAUGGGAGGAAAUAUGAAAGGCAAUGCCACCUUUCAGGAGCUAAGUGAAAUGAACUAUUUGAAUUUGGUGUUCAAAGAGACCUUAAGAUUAUACCCCUCGGCUCCUGUGGUAGGCAGAAUUGUGAACGAGGAUUUGCACAUGAAUGGAAAACUUAUACCAGCUGGCUCAUCAAUCUUAUUAUUUAUAAUGGCCAUGGGCUAUAAUGAGAAAAUAUUCCCCGAUCCCUACCGUUUCCAACCGGAAAGGUUUGAUAUUACCAAUCGCGCACCUGAUAGCAACCCAUUUGAGUAUGUGCCCUUUAGUGCUGGUCUACGAAAUUGCAUUGGACAAAAUUUUGCCAAACUGGAAUUUAAGACAGUACUGUCGAAAUUGGUUAGAAAUUUCGAAAUUUUACCUGCCCAAGAUGAGUUAGAAUCCAAGGAUGGCUAUACAUCGAUAUUUUUUGGCCCAUAUCGGAAAGAAAGAUCACCAAUGCAUAAAUACGAUCCAAUAUUGUCGCCUGCCUUAACGCUGAGAUCAGAAAAUGGAGUGCAUUUAAGACUUAGAGAGAGAUAGUGAUGUGCUUAAGAAACAAUAGUAGGAUAUUAAAUGAUGUUGGUGGUGGUUUUAA
Messenger RNA from Stomoxys calcitrans (stable fly), 1627 nucleotides. Its product is annotated as cytochrome P450 4e2-like. Bases 1 to 1572 code for a protein of 523 amino acids. The transcript is spliced from 8 exons. Lineage: Eukaryota; Metazoa; Arthropoda; Insecta; Diptera; Muscidae. Gene Ontology annotation, molecular function: monooxygenase activity; iron ion binding; heme binding. The record is from RefSeq and is a predicted model, not a curated record.